Messenger RNA from Meira miltonrushii, 786 nucleotides. RefSeq lists its product as uncharacterized. Bases 27 to 515 code for a protein of 162 amino acids. The record is from RefSeq and is a predicted model, not a curated record. NCBI's taxonomy places the organism in Eukaryota, Fungi, Basidiomycota, Exobasidiomycetes, Exobasidiales, Brachybasidiaceae. The transcript has a single exon.
UAUCAUUUUAUCCUACAUUCUUCAACAUGCAAAUUACAUCAUUUUCCGCUAUUGCCUCCGUGGCAACUGUUUUGGCUAUGAUGACUGGCCAAGCAAAAGCAGCUCCUACAGAACGCCCCUGUAGUCAAGCAGAUCAAUAUGGAAACUUUAAUGUUACAGCUCCUUCGACAGUAGCAACUGGUGAUAAGCUUAAAGUGACUUACGAGCUUAAUUGCUCAAGUUUAAUUGUACCCAGAACUUUAACUUUUAAUAUCGGAAAAGAGUAUAACAAUUUGGAAACCGUUACUCCGUUUGUUCAAGUUGUUGGUCCGAAAUCAUUGCCAUACGGUAAAGAGGGUGUGCUAGCCGAAUAUACUACCACUCUUCCUAAUUUUGACUUGACUGGAUUUUACCAAGGUAAUGAAUUAGUCUUUUUGGGUACCAUCGUAUACACUGAACGAAGUCAAGAUGGAAAUGAAACGGAUUACAUCUAUACUAUGGAACAACCAUUUACGUACGACAGACCCAGCAAUUAGCGCUGAUCACUUCCACAUUCGCUAUGACUCACAUCAUGUGCAAUUUUGUCUCUUCGUAGCUCUUUUUCGCCAUCUAUAUCAUUCCGUUAUUUAUCAUUUAUGCCUGCGAUAAUAUUUUCGAGGUGAUGUUAAAUCUUUAAGAGUAUGAUUUAGCCUCAAUCGGUCCGUUUUUUGCAAUUGAAUGCCGAUUUAUGCUUAGAAGCAUGCUUAAAGAUGCCACUACCUACGAUCGAAGGGCCAGGAGGACCUUAUUAAAAAGCUGCUAAACACU